UUUUGGUGGAAUAAAACAGGUCAUGGAAAAGGUAUAUACCUGAUCAAUUGGGAUAUUGUUGCUGCUCCCAAACAUAAGGGAGGUCUUAAUAUAAGAAAAUAUGGUGAAGUAAGUGUUUAUGGUUCUUGGAGACGGAUUCCAGAGGGUCUGGAUAUAGUGAAAAAACACCACUGUUGGAAAUUAACUAAUAGUGAAAAGGUCCACAUUUGGACUGACAUUUGGGCACCAGAUAUUGAUAUGCAGAAACGGGUGAGAUUGGUCAGCUGUAUACUAUGGCGUAUUUGGAAAUUAAGAUGCGCAAUAGUUUAUGAUAAUUUUCAAUUUAUACCUACUGUGCAUAUUAAUUCCAUUAAAAUGUUCGUAUCUGAGUGGGAAAGUUCCAGGAAUGUCACUCAUGAUUCUAAUCAAGUGAUGCAGGAACAAAAAUGGAGUCCUCGAAAGGAGAAUGAUUUGAAAGUGAAUUUUGAUGUAUCCUUUAUAAAUGAAAAUUCUCCAAUUGGCAUAGGACUGAUUCUUCAUAAUUUUGCAGGGUGUUUCAUGGGAGCAAGAGGAGAAACAUCAACAAUAAUAAAUUUUGAACAAGGGAAAGCAGUAGCAGCAAUGGAAGCUAUAAAUUGGGCAAAAGCAAAGGAGGUUCUUAACCUUCGUCUAUAAGGAGAUAAUAAAAAUAUAGUAGCAGCAAUAAAUGGAUCUGUAGGCAGUAUCUAAUGGAAAACUUAUAGUAUAGUCCAAGAAUGCAGACAUUUACCAAAACAAUUUAGAAUUUGGUUUUGUUCCCAUGUUAAAAGGAUGCUAAUGGAGUAGCAGAUGUAAUGGCAAAAAAUGCCAGAGUUAAUGGUGCUUCAAUGUGGAACUCAGUUCCACCAGUUUUCCUUCUUAACAGCAUAGAGAAGGAUCAACAUUGUAACUUAUUUAACUACUCUUAUAAUUUUUCAUUUCAUAGCGAAAAAAAAA
Molecule: messenger RNA, 954 nt
Organism: Papaver somniferum (opium poppy)
Lineage: Eukaryota; Viridiplantae; Streptophyta; Magnoliopsida; Ranunculales; Papaveraceae
Exons: 3
Coding region: 238-654 (138 amino acids)
Source: RefSeq, a predicted model, not a curated record